Athene cunicularia (burrowing owl) is the source of this 4527-nucleotide messenger RNA. RefSeq names its product OTU deubiquitinase 7B (gene OTUD7B). The annotation marks the transcript as partial. The transcript has 11 exons. Gene Ontology annotation, cellular component: nucleus; cytoplasm. Gene Ontology annotation, molecular function: K63-linked polyubiquitin modification-dependent protein binding; cysteine-type deubiquitinase activity. Gene Ontology annotation, biological process: protein deubiquitination involved in ubiquitin-dependent protein catabolic process; protein K48-linked deubiquitination; protein K11-linked deubiquitination. Lineage: Eukaryota; Metazoa; Chordata; Aves; Strigiformes; Strigidae. The record is from RefSeq and is a predicted model, not a curated record.
AUCAGCCUGAAACCAUUUGCUGGCAGAGCUGUGAAACACCUCCGGGUCCGGCGGGCACCGUGCUGCUCCUUCCCGAAAUCCCCACCCGUGGCAGGCGAGGGGCUGGGAGCUCGUGAGCCAUUUCUCUUCUUGCUUUUGUUGAUUUAAGCAACACCCUGCAGCUUUUACAUUUUUUUUUUUUUUUUAUUUUUACAUUUCUAAAACAACCCUUUUAGCUUUGAAUUGAGCCCGCGUUAUUUAAGCCCAGCGCAGUCAGAAACUCUACCUCGAGUUCAUGCGAAUGUUUAAAAAUCGAGGUGGGGGAAGAGCAGUUAAAACUGAAAUUAAUGCACUUCCGAACGUGGCCUUUGGAGAUGAGAUGGACUAAUUCCGUUGGAUUUAAGUUCGGGUUUAUUUAGGAGCAGGAGGAGCGGGACGCCCUUGCUGCUCGCCUUGUGUGAGCUGGGCUGGAGGUUCAGCCUGGGACCGCCUGCGCGGGUGAAGGCUUUGCCCCGCUGCCAGGGUGGUCGUUCAUGACCCCUCCCCUGGGGCAGCGGGGGUCAGAGGGGAAUUAAAUCCCGUUAAUUAGCCGCCUGAGUCGCUCUCCCGGGAGGUGAGUGGGGGCUGCUCGUGCUGAGGCUGAUGGGCGCUGGGGCAGCGACACCCACCACCCCGUUUUGGGGCAGGAGGAGCUGCCGUCGCCUCGGCCACCCCAGCACCUUUACCCAGCGGGUUCUCACCUCCUAAACUCCUGCCUUACCCUGGAGAAAUAACUGCAGGGAGCGGUAAAUCCACGCCUUUCCUGAGCAGGUCGUAAAUCGCUUUUAUAAGCUUUGAUAGCAGAAGUGGGGGAGGAUCUUUGUGGAGGGGGUUCAGGCCUGUAGCUGGUGGCGUAAGAAUCUGGUCCUGCGCGUAACGAGGUUGUUAUUUAUUAGGUUUGAGUCUUGUGCUCUUUUGCGAGUGAACGUAUAAAAUAGUGGCCUGGCUCUUGGCCUCUGGGUGAAGGCAACUGCUGGGAUUUUUUUUUUGGGGCCCAAGAUUAUUUAUGAAACAGCCAGCGUUGCCCUGGCUGGGACGUGGAAACUCUUCCCAGGCUCGUGUUUUUGCUGCCGAGCGCUCGUCUGUCUCCUGCCUCUGAAACAAGGCUGCAAAUCCUUCCAGUGUCUCAUAAGGGCGAGGCUUAAUUAAGCUUUUUAUAGCAUUUUACAAGCAUUAGCUAACUAACUAUUGUGACAUCCCUAUGGGGUAGGUGGUUGGUUGGUUGUUUUUUGUUUUUUUUUUGCUUAUCCUAAUAGAGCUGUUUCUAUCCGCGCCGGCACUCGAAGAAUUGUGUUGGGAGAUGCUUGUGAAAUGAGGUUGCCGAUGGUGCCCCGUGGUUGAGGGCAGCCCCUGCCCGACGUGAUGCCAAGCUGCUCUAAAAAUAGUUGGAUUUGCGGAGGUUUGAGAGUGCCAACGUUAUCCCGUGCCCGCGUGACACGUCCGAUGGAGCUGUAAGACCGUGGCGUAACGGAGCUCCUGGAGAUAGGAGCAUCCUCAAAACUGAGCAGCUUUUAGGAUAGCUGAAGAUGCCGCUCGGUGGCCUGCGGAUAGCGAGGGCUGGAGCUCAUAUUUAAAAUGUUUUUGAAAGAAAAGGAGAAGGAGGAGUAAGGGGAAGGCGGGUUCCGCGUGAGCUGCGCUGAGCUUCUACCUGAUUUCUUCUAUUUACGGCACUCGGCGAGAGAGCGGGGGCAGGUGAAAGGGGCACGGGCGCUGGUGCUUGGGACGAGGGAGGAGAAAUGUCAACUUUCUGAAACGCCCCGUUUUAUCCGGACAGCGACAGGGCAAAUUCUGGGGCAAAGCAGAAUGCCGAGAGCUGGAAGGUGCCAGCGUUUGCCUCGGAUGUGGGGGGGUGUCAUCAGGAGGCCCCAGCACGACUCCGGUCCCUCGCAUUUCUCCCGCAUAGUUCAGCGCUUGCGUCACGGCAGGAGAGGCGUCGGGCUCGGAGGAUUCCUGACGGUCUAGGACAUUGUGGUUUCUAAACGGAGGAGUCACACGCGGUUCUAAGGCAGCGUGGCCACCGCCGACAGCUCCAGGGCUUGGUCAGUGGAAGUCUCCGUCUGAGCCGCCGGUGCUGUUGCUGACACCAGGGGAAGAUUGAUGCCGAGGUGCUGAGCCGGGCGCCGCCGACCCCAGCUGCCGGGAGGAAUCCAUGAGCUCACGGCCUCGGCUAUGGACAUCGUCCUGUCGGAUUUUGUGCGCUCAACGGGGGCAGAGCCGGGACUGGCCAGAGACCUCCUCGAAGGCAAGAACUGGGACCUGAGCGCGGCCCUGAGUGACUUCGAGCAGCUACGGCAAGUGCACGCCGGCAACCUGCCCCAUUCCUUCAACGAAGGACGCAGCUACAAACCCCCUGAAAAAGAGGCAGCUCGUCCCGGGCGCCCGCCGCUCCAGCGGCAGGAUGAUAUCGUGCAAGAAAAACGCCUGUCUCGAGGCAUUUCCCACGCCAGCUCCACCAUCGUCUCCCUGGCCCGCUCCCACGUCUCCAGCAACGGCAGCAGCGAACAUCUGCUGGAGAUGCCCAUCUGCACCUUCCAGCUGCCCGACCUCACCGUGUACCACGAGGACUUCCGCAGCUUCAUCGAGCGAGACCUCAUCGAGCAGUCGAUGCUGGUGGCGCUGGAGCAGGCUGGUCGUCUGAACUGGUGGGCGAACGUGGACCCCAGCUGCCAGAGGCUGCUCCCCCUGGCCACCACCGGCGACGGCAACUGCCUGCUCCACGCCGCCUCCCUGGGUAUGUGGGGUUUCCACGACCGAGAUCUCAUGCUUCGCAAAUCCCUUUACACCCUGAUGGAUAAAGGGGUGGAAAGGGAAGCCCUGAAGCGAAGGUGGCGUUGGCAGCAGACGCAGCAGAACAAGGAGUCUGGUCUCGUUUACACCGAAGAGGAGUGGCAGAAGGAGUGGAACGAGCUGAUCAAGCUGGCGUCCAGCGAGCCGCGCGUGCACUACGGCACCAACGGCGGCGGCUGCGGAGGUGUUGAAAGCUCCGAAGAGCCGGUCUACGAGAGCCUGGAGGAGUUCCACGUGUUCGUCCUCGCCCACGUCUUGAAGAGACCCAUAGUGGUGGUGGCAGACACGAUGCUGCGGGACUCGGGGGGAGAAGCCUUUGCCCCAAUUCCCUUUGGAGGGAUCUAUCUUCCCCUGGAAGUCCCAGCCAACAAAUGCCAUCGCUCUCCGUUGGUACUGGCUUACGACCAAGCCCAUUUUUCUGCCCUGGUAUCCAUGGAGCAGAAGGAACCCGCAAAAGAUCAAGGUAGGAGCUCAGUUAUUAGAGCAGACUUAACUCUUAACUUGUCUUUUUUUUUUUUUUAUCCUGUUUUAAAUUUUAGUGUGACGUUAUCGCUGGAAGCAAAGCUGCACCUCCUGCACAGCUACAUGAAUGUGAAAUGGAUCACGCUGCCUUGUGACAUGCAGGCGCCUUUGGCCCAGCCAGAAUCUCCUACGGCCUCUGCGGGCGACGACGCUCGUUCAGCCGCGGAGUCGGGAGAGUCGGACAAGGAGUCGGUCUGCAGCAGUUCAGCGAGCAACGGCGGCAGCAGGGGUUGCAAGGACAAAGAGAAACCAAAGAAAGAGCGAGACAAGGAGAAGGAAAAAGAUAAAAAACGGGCAGACUCGGUUGCCAAUAAGCUGGGCAGCUUCGGCAAGACUUUGGGAAGCAAACUAAAAAAGAACAUGGGUGGUUUGAUGCACGGCAAAACCACCAAGGGAGGCGUGAGCAACGGGCAGGGAGAUACCUUGGAGAAGAAGAAAAAAGGAUCCUUGAAGUCCAGGAAAGGCAGCAAAGAAGAAUCUUCCCAAGGAGAUUUGUCAGCUCCUGCGGAGAAAACCUUCCCAGGUAAAGCAGCCCCCGAAAAGCCGUCGGAUCCCUACAAAUACAGCAACGACGUCCGGCUGAGCCUGAGCAUCCUGCGGGCGGCCAUGCAGGGGGAGCGCAAGUUCAUCUUCGCCGGGCACCUCAAAACCAGCCACCGGCACCAGUACCAGGAGGAGAUGAUCCAGAGGUACCUCCUGGACGCCGAGGAGCGCUUCCUGGCCGAGCAGAAACAAAAGGAGGCGGAGAAGAAGGCGUUGGGGAGCGCCGCCGCCCCCCCCAAGAAGCUGGAGCCGGAGGGCAACACCCCCAAGGGCGAGGAAGUGAUGCUGAACCCCGCGUACCCCCAGCCCCCCCCUCCUGCCUACACCAUCCACACCCCGGAGCUGGCCCUGAGCGCUAAAAUCGCCGCUUUUCCCUCGGGUUAUUCGGGCGUUUUCACCUUUCCCAGACCCUCGGGGAUCAGCAGCACGGAAGGGUCUCAUCACCCCCCCGGCUAUCCGGACGGCCGGCGGCAGGUCGCGGGGGGGUCGUGCAGCAGCAGCCUCCCCCCCUACGCCACCUUACCCAGACACUGCGCCCAGGCGCGGGCCAACCCCCCUCCCCAGAGCAGCCCCUCCCGCCUCGCCAGGUUCUCCCCCACGGACACGGACGCGCCCCCCGCCUUCCCCCCGGAGUGCGAGGGCUCGGCCUUCCUCCCC